Messenger RNA from Acanthosepion pharaonis, 789 nucleotides. The record is from the annotation of a GenBank genome assembly. Lineage: Eukaryota; Metazoa; Mollusca; Cephalopoda; Sepiida; Sepiidae.
AUGCGUGCGUGGGUAAAUUACCAUAACACUAUCUCUGUGUUUUUAUCUAUCUAUCUAUCUAUCUAUCUAUCUAUCUAUCUAUCUAUCUAUCUGUUUCUAUUGAUAUCUGACACAAUCACCUCAUAUCUAUCUAUCUAUCUAUCUAUCAAAAUCACAUCUAUCUAUCUAAAUCAAUUCAUAUCUAUCUAUCUAUCUAUCUAUCUAUCUAACAGAAUCACAUCUAUUUCAAUGAUAUCUAUCUAUCACAAUCACUUCAUGUCUAUCUAUCACGAUCACAUCAAUCUCAAUCACAUCUAUCUAAAUCAAUUCAUAUCUCUCUCCCUCUGUCUCUCUCUCUAUCUAUCAGAAUCACAUCUCUCUCACUCACAUCUAUCUAUCUAUCUAUCUAUUACAAUCACUUCAUAUCUAUCUCAAAUCACAUCUAUCUCAAUGAUAUCGCUCUCUCUCUCUAUCUCUCUCUCUCUCUCUGUAUAUGUAUAUAUAUAUAUGUAUAUAUAUAUAUAUACCUCAAUCACAUCUAUCGCAAUAACGUCAAUUUUUGUAUCUCAAUCACACCUAUCUAUCUAUCUAUCUAUCUAUCUAUCUAUCUAUCUAUCAGUUCAUUAUCUAUCUAUCUAUCUAUCUAUCUAUCUAUCAGAGAUAUAUUAUUUAUGUAUAAAGACAUGCAAUUUUGAAGAACAGACAUUCUUUCUUUCUUUUUUUCUUUGUCUGUUUUAUCUAUCUAUCUAUCUAUCUAUCUAUCUAUCUAUCUAUCUAUCUAUCUCACUUCAACUAUAUCUGUGUUUUUAA